AUGGCUCUCCGCAGGCCAGCUAACUUCCAAAGGAGAGCUCCAGGCUGGAGAAGAUCAGGAGAUGAAUCCUACUGGGACAGCUUGAUAUCAGAAGAGGAGCCACUGCCUCGAGUCCCACAACCCUCACGUCGUCCCCAGAGUGCCAUCGAGGGAGGAGGACAGCUGGACACCUGGCUAGAACACCUGAGGAUGAUGGAGAGCAAAGUCAGACCCGACAUUAGCAAUGCAUCUUACGCUGAUCGGACAACAUCCAUGCCCGUUCUUGACAGUAAACAGAGGAGCUAUCUGCCCUUCAGCACAAGCUCAUCUUCAUGUGGGAGUCCGAGUCUUUGUGAGAGCUCACCAGGCAGCCAGGACUCCCUCAAGGCUGGGCUUCUGCUCCUUCAAAGGCGCAGAGGAAGCUGGGAGAAAGCUCACAUCACACAGUCUCCAAAGAAGGAGCAAGCUCAGCUUAGUUAUCUUGCUCCGGUCAAGAUUGGGUGGCUGCCAGUGCAGAGAAGAGUGAUGAUGGUGGCGAGUGAUGGCAGCCAAAAUCAAGGUUCAAACAGCUCUGCAGGCCAAGUUAAACUAAAAAAGCCCCUCACUCCAACCCUUCAGAGGACUGGAGAAACUCCCAUAGCUCAAGAUGCAGAAACAGGGAGAAGUCACAACAGAGUGAGUGCUUUGUGCGUGAAGACAUGGAGGACACCUGAUCGAGACUCUCCUGAUGUCAGAGAGGUGCCAGAUAAACCGAGCUUUCAUGCUGAGCAAGGGGGCAGACGUGUCGGCUGGCAAUCGCUCAGGACGAGCUGGAAGGCCAGCAGGGUGGCAGCUUUCCCUGGAGGCUGUAAAUCCAGUGAGCUUUCCACAGGGACCAUCGUGGACUCUGGCAAGAAGUGUCCUCUGACAAAAACAACAAGCCCAGAGCCCCUGAAGCAUUAUCACACAACUUCUGCUGAUCCCAGUGGUCAGCUACAGAUGUCGCCCAAGUCACAAAGCCCUGUGCAAAGAGCAAGCAGUGUUCAGCCCAUCAAAGCAACAGCCUUUUAUGGGAUAAGUGCUAGCUCAGGUGCUCCACACACACUGGAUAAUCCAUCUGUGACCACGCGUGUACCUCAAAGCAAAACACCCUUCUCCUCUAUCACCAUCUCCUCCAAAAAAGUGAGCAGAUCAGCCAGUUUUUCUGGCUCUAACUCAUCCAGCACGCCUUCUACUCCUGGCUUGGAUCACCAGCCCAUGGAUCCAAACUCCAGACAGAUGAGAGUGCAAAGAAAGGCUACUAUCAUCAAAGUGACAGACAAAAAAGUGACAUCCACCCUCAGUCCAAGCACAAGUCGGCCCGGGACCCCACCAGCUUGCUGUGGUUUAGACAUGGUGGUUGGUAGAAGAAAAGCCACCAUCAUUAAAGUGACAGAACAUAAGGAAAGCUACAGUCCAGCCAAGACCCCAAUCAGGAAUCCAGAGUUCAGGCACAGCUACACCGAGGGGCUGCAUAAGAGUCAGGAAAAUGGUUCAGACAACGCAGCACCACGGUACCACUGUCUGGAUCCUGGGCCAAACUCAUCCACCACCUCAAACACUUCUCCAUCCAGUCCAAAGAAACAUAGUACCCUGCACAGAUCCAGUUUUAACUUUUUUGUGAGCAGUUGUCCUGCCACAACACCAGCUCCCUCUGAGGUUUCAUCAAAGGCGGUUGGACAGAGAUCGGACAGGCCGAAAAGACCACUAAGCUGCUACGGUGAUUUGACUGGACACACUGAGCCGAGCGAAGAGAUCGGCGAACAAUCAGCUGCCAGCAAAUGGAGCUUCGGGCCCCCACAAGGGAACCGCAUCAACCCUGUGAGCUUGGACAGAGGUUUCAUCAGCCCUGGAAAAGAAGUGAAAGAAGCAGGUCAGCCAGUAGAACACGCCCUCAGCCCUCCAACAGAGGAAGAGGAGGGAAUGCCUCCAGCGGUGGAGGGAAAGAGGAGAGCAUCCCCCAGUCUGACGCUCAUCACGGCCCCCGAUCCUCAUCACUCUCAGGAGGAAGUCCUUGCCCUCAACGCAGCGGCCAUCAUAGCAAACAUCAAGCUUCAGAGACAGCUCAGUAAGAAGAAAACUCCAUGCAGCUAUCCCGAAGAUUCUGCAGCAUCACUCCAGGGAAAUACGGUAACGGAUGGGAGGAAAAACAUGAAGACCAGUUCUGAGCAACCCCAACACCAGAACCAGCCUCAUGCUGAAUCUGCCCCUCUGAGGCUGGAGCAUGAAAGGUCAUCUGAAACUAUUUCUCUUCGGCAAGCACUGCAGAGAUCCAGACCAGAUUUCAUCAGUCGGUCUCAGAGCAGGGUGCAAGAGCUGGAACGAAAGGCUCAGGAAAGGAGGCAUCGGUCGAGUUUGGAAGGCCGACAGCUACAACAGAAGAGGGCCUGCAGCACGAAUCCUACCUCUGUAAACGGUAACCUUGUCAGACAAAGAGACAGAGGGAUUUCCUGGAAGGAAACAACGCCCAGGUCCAGGAAGUGAGCUUCAUCCGUCGGCAGACUAAUCUUUUUUUCAUCACCUCGACGUGAAAGGGCGGAGCCUGUCUUUGGCAUCUCAUUGCCAAGUAUGCUGCUCCUGUCUAUCUGUCAAGACCUCUGCUCCAAUUAAAUAAUUUUGUUCUUCCUU
This is a messenger RNA of Nothobranchius furzeri (turquoise killifish), 2625 nucleotides long. It is a transcript of the gene c16h10orf90, whose product is annotated as chromosome 16 C10orf90 homolog. The record is from RefSeq and is a predicted model, not a curated record. NCBI's taxonomy places the organism in Eukaryota, Metazoa, Chordata, Actinopteri, Cyprinodontiformes, Nothobranchiidae.